AUGGACUCGAACACACAAGGCAAGAUGGACAAGGAGGCGCAACCCACUGCCAACACCCGCAACAAAAAGCACUACGUAACGAUGUGUACGACGAUGAUGGAGCACUGGGGCUGUGACAUCAAGAAAGCCCUCCCAGCAGACCUUGCCCCACGCAAACGAAACCCCAACGGCAGUCGAGUCGCCAUAUCUCAGCAUCACGACCGAGCGAGACUGCACCCAAAAGAAUGGACUCGAACCUUCUGCACACAGCUCACCCUCCUGGCCAGCAACACGAUGCGUGGGCAUGAAUUAGUAAUCAAGGAACUCCGCAAACAGGUCAAGCUGCGCCAGAAGCAGAAGACGCAUCCUCUUCACUAUGUGCGCGAGCUCCUGACGAGCGAGAUUGAUAUCGUCAUUGAGCACUUCUCGAGACAAGAAUACAAUGCGGACCGGAAGAGCGUUGACCCCACCGAGGAUGGGUUCGAUUUUGCGGAAAUGAGUGAGGAUGAGACGCGCAGCAAGAUCAGGCGUAUGAGAGAGCUGCGGCGCAGCCAGAGGACUGGUAUGCGGGGAGAAGAGGCAGUCAUCAACCCCGAGUCGGCGGAGAAAGGUAAGGGCGAAGCCGAUUGA
Molecule: messenger RNA, 609 nt
Organism: Cercospora beticola
Lineage: Eukaryota; Fungi; Ascomycota; Dothideomycetes; Mycosphaerellales; Mycosphaerellaceae
Source: RefSeq, a predicted model, not a curated record